Molecule: messenger RNA, 714 nt
Organism: Seminavis robusta
Lineage: Eukaryota; Bacillariophyta; Bacillariophyceae; Naviculales; Naviculaceae
Source: the annotation of a GenBank genome assembly
AUGAAAGACCUUUUUGGUUGGGCAAAUGCUGAAGACGCUCAUCAGGCUCACGAUUCCAAGACUUGCGCGCCGUCUUAUGGAAUAGCUGGACAGCCCAUUAUAGGUCUGGCAAAGGAGAAGGAUAUCGAAGGACUAUCCCUUCAGGAACUCAAGACCGUUAGGAAGGAUGGUAUGCAGACGGCAGCGGGAAAGGAGGAGCACGACAGAAAGGAGCAUGUGAAGGGACUCCUCACCUGCAUUGGGUCUACAGCUAAAUACUCCUUGAAGAAUUUGGCUCUGAAUAAGAUUCAGGCUUGGAACCCUGGAGAAGGUUACUGUGUUGCCGUUGUUUGCAAAAGUCCCACUGCCUACCAAGAAUACUUGGGAGAACGACCCUACGCUACUCAAAAUGGGUACCAUGUGGAUUAUGCAGGAGAGAAGGAACUCAAAGAUGUGACAGGGCUCCUUGCUGCUAUGGUGAAAGCCCAUGCCAAAGUUGCGAAUGGGACCCGUGGAGAUGACGCUACUAUUGUGACGCCGCUCGACUUCAUAACUGGCAACGACAAAACAGAUAUGGAACAACUGCAGGACGAAAUACAAGAUGGGAAGGUCUCAGUUCCGACCGCGCCUCACAACCUUAAAGGAAAAAUUGUUCUGAAAGUGUAUGUGUCGAGCAGCCAUGAUUACAAGAUACCAGAUCCACUGCUUGUUGCCAUGAAGGCAGCCAUCAAUUGA